AUGUCGCUAUACUCUCACCUGGGCGUGCUAUCACGGCGGCGGGCAUUGAGGUCUUUGCAUGUUUCACCAUCGCUGUGCCGCCAUGUCUCCAUCGACGUCAACACCAGAGCUUCAUAUACCGAGCCCACUCCGUCCCACCUGGUCAGAUUCGCUCUGACGGGUACCACGAAACCCGCUCACAAUGACGUCUCCAAUCCGGAGCUUGACAAGCACCUCUCGGACAUAUUUCUCGGUGAUUGGCCCUUAGCGUCUCUACCACCACCUUUUUGGAGCUCUUCUGGUCGACAGCCACGGAGCCCCGAUGAAAUUGGGUCGUUCAAAGCCCUGAAACAUGACGUACGAAACCUGCGUCACUUGCAGGUAUUCAUUGAAAGAAGUGUCAAUGAAGCAGAAGGCGGUCUGCUUCUACAGACACAGUCCUGCGCCCUUUUAGCGCAAGCGCUAAAUCGUUGCCAGCGAAAGAAUUCCUACGGCGAAAUUCUCUCGGCGCUCAAUGCUAUCAUUACAAGACUGGAGAAGCUGGGAGUACCACGUACGGAUAAUAUAUACUUUUUGGGGAUGUACUAUGCUGCACUAUCAUUGUCCGUGCCGGCGCUUGAAAGGUUUCUGGAUGGAUACCUUUCCGUUAGCCUGUGGCCUAUGGACAUCCUAGCAAGCAAAUCUCUAGUGAAUGCGCUCCUCAAUGCCCUUCACUAUCUGAGGUUCCGUGAGGUUAGUAUUGAUACGAACGCGAUACUGGAAAUAAUCGAGGGAGUUACUCUGAUGGAAAGUGGUGAUGUUCUCCGGGCUACGGAUUACUUGCAAGAAGUGUCGGAACGCUCCCAAGGAAUUCUGCCUGGUAUAUCGGAGUUCAAAGACGUCAACACACUGCUUGAGUCAGAAGUUCUUGGUCCCUUGUUGCCUCGGAUGGCAGGCGAGAAAGAGUACUUGAAGCUUCUUGAGGCUCAACUAAUACAGAUCGAGAACAAGAUGGGUCUCAGUUGGGAUUCCGAAGGCCUCUAUCACACAAAUAUCAGUGAUCCGCACUCAAUAAUCUCUGAGACACCCCUCUUCAAUAUCGACGGUGACAGCACUGGCUAUGAGAGCACUGCGCGCUUAAUUGCCGAAAUCAAAGCCCUCGGAUGCUCCAGGUCAGUGACAGAUCUCGGGAAGAUUGCAGAAAUGCUUGACGAACACGAGGGAGACGUGAUCCCUGUAUCUUUGCCCUCAACUAAAGGCCAGGAUGUGGAGUACGCUUGGUUCCCCCGGUAUUCUUCAUUUCGGCGUUCGGGGGCCUCUUCAUCUGCUGAAAGAGAGGGUACCGAGCCUUGGACACCUUCAACAUUGGGUUUAGUUCGUGUCAGCUGCAAUAGCAGUGGAUCCCCUCUCGAACGCUCCAUUCAUGUGAUGCAGCUCGGUCGUUUAGCAAGGAGAGCCAGGUGCCCACAUGAUCAGGAUCCAACUUAUGAUACUCUUUGGGAAGAGACCGAGCAUAUGGUUACCUGGGAUCGUGUCUAUGGCCAAUUCAUCGCUGUAUACGUUGGACCAAGCGACGGGCAUAUCGAGACUCGCAUAGAGUCACGAGCUGCACGAGCGCGAUCUGGUAUUGAAGCGAUCACCGCAUUCUCUCUCCCUGGUGAUACGGAACCAGUUUCACAGGGUGAUCUGAUAUCCUUUAUUGGAAAUGCGUCUAUGCAUUAUUACAUCGAGGAAGACCCAAGCCCGGACCUGAUAUACUAA
Messenger RNA from Aspergillus niger, 1719 nucleotides. RefSeq lists its product as hypothetical. The record is from RefSeq and is a predicted model, not a curated record. The transcript is spliced from 2 exons. Lineage: Eukaryota; Fungi; Ascomycota; Eurotiomycetes; Eurotiales; Aspergillaceae. The coding region runs from base 1 to 1719 and encodes 572 amino acids.